CGAGUCGACCGUUCGACUGCAACGGCGGCGUUCCAGACGGGAUACGCAACCCAGCUUGAACGCGACUCGAACAUCCACAUAGCCAGUGUACUAGGAGAGCAGCUACGCCAAUUCUUCGGGUUGCGAAAAAUUUGACAGCGAGUCGCCGCGGUCUUCGAUACGAUGGCCUCUCUUGUGAUUGAGAACCCGAGAUUGCAAACAGAGUUCCUAGAAUUCCUGCAACAAAAGCUAUCAAAUGUAGAGUCACAGCUAUCUGACUCGGAGAAGGACAAGGUCCAGCUGCGGACUGCGUUGGUACAGGUAGAAGACGAACUUGCCGGGACAAGAUCUGCUCUUGAGGAAGUGCGUCGGAACAAGGUUGAGAACACGUUUUUGCAGAGAUCAGAAUUACUAGCCACCACGGAACGCCAUCUGGCAGAUGCGAAAGCAAAGUUACAAUCAAUGGAAGCUGAACGAGAACAAACACGGGACAAGAUCAAGCGGCUUCAGCGGCACAAGGAUACCGAACUUGAAGUGCUGCGCAACGAGGUCACGAAACUGAAGGAGGCGGCUGAACUGCAAGAGACGCAAAGCUCACAAACGCUGAAUGACUUACAGGGGCAGCUAUCUGCGGCUCAAACGGCCUUUGAAGAAGCUGUCACAGCUCGCAAUGCGGCCGUUGCCGCUGGGGCAGAGAAACAAGAGCUGAUAAAUGAGAUGUCCAAUAAGCUCAGUAAUGCGCAACAGUUUGUAUUGCUUAGAGAUAAGCUUCUUGGCUCACCCGCUCCGGAGAAUAUGGCCAAUCAUUUGCCGUGUCCCGUCCCCUCUGGUAUCUUAUGGCCCAAGGUGUUCAUACGGAUGAUGAAGUUUCGCGAGACUGAACAGUCUGCGGCAUCGCCUGCGCCAUGGUAUUCCCUCCGCUUGAGAGACAAACACCUGGUGCCACUUCGGAACUCCCAUCACGCCCUCACCGUUGACCCCAUGCAUCGGUAUGAAUCCAGUGUUCGCGACCGGAAGUUCACGUCGUAUCCGUCCGGAUCCCAGCCUCGGCGGGAUGGAAGAUAUGAAGUCUUUCAUGAACAUGGUGGUAAGAUAUACUAUAUGGGUACAUUUCUGCCUUUGGGCAGUCUACAGAAUGUUGAAUUGGACCAUAUGCAGUUGGAUUCUUACUGUGCUCACGGGAGCGCGGUACUAGUGUCUUGGCUAGCACAAGAGACAGCUGGCUCGGCGCCUUCCGGGAACGCUGUCAGGACUGCCCUCCCUGAGAUGUACCGGAAGGGCUUCAUGCGGUUGAAUGUGACUGGCCUGCAAUGUGUUGGCUUUAAC
Rhodofomes roseus is the source of this 1305-nucleotide messenger RNA. RefSeq lists its product as uncharacterized. The transcript has 10 exons. The annotation marks the transcript as partial. Lineage: Eukaryota; Fungi; Basidiomycota; Agaricomycetes; Polyporales; Fomitopsidaceae. The record is from RefSeq and is a predicted model, not a curated record.